AUGUACUCGGCCUCUAAGUCUGAAGAGGAGGCUGACGAGAGACACACCGCGAUCAAGCUCGCCAUCAUCAAACGCGCCCACCCCAGGGACGUUCCAGACGUGAUCCCAGACGUCGGUGACCUUAUCUCCCGACACUCAACCAUGGUAGCCUCCAUUCGAGAGCCUCUAUGCGGCGGACAUUGCCAGAUUCCUGCAGGCAUGGCCUGGCCUGACGCCUUGAGAAAAGAGCAAUGUGGACGUCGCAGUGUCAUUCUUAAGUAA
Molecule: messenger RNA, 261 nt
Organism: Colletotrichum paranaense
Lineage: Eukaryota; Fungi; Ascomycota; Sordariomycetes; Glomerellales; Glomerellaceae
Exons: 2
Coding region: 1-261 (86 amino acids)
Source: RefSeq, a predicted model, not a curated record